Molecule: messenger RNA, 903 nt
Organism: Adineta steineri
Lineage: Eukaryota; Metazoa; Rotifera; Eurotatoria; Adinetida; Adinetidae
Source: the annotation of a GenBank genome assembly
AUGAAACGACUAAUUGUUGUUGUUGGAGCAACUGGCAGACAAGGUGGUAGUGUAGUAAAUGAAUUAAUUAACUCAAAUAAAUGGAUAAUACGUGGUCUUUCAAGAAAUAUUUCGUCCACAGAUAGUCAAAAAUUAAUUGAAAAAGGUGUUGAAAUGGUAUCAUGCAACAUUGAUUCAUUUGAUGAAUGUUUAGAAGCCUUCAAAGAUGCAUAUGGUGUAUUUGCCAUGACUAACUUUUGGGAAUGUGGUGCAAAUAAAGAAUAUGAACAAGGUAUGAAUAUGGUGAAUGCAGCUAAACAACAACGUGUGCAACAUUUUAUUUGGAGUAGUCUACCAAAUACAGUUACUAUUUCUAAUGGACAACUUGAUUUACCACAUUAUAUGAUGAAAGCUCGUGUUGAAUCUUAUAUUCGUGCUCAACAAAAUCCACCAUUAUUUCCCUAUACAACAUUUAUUUAUGUUGGUUUUUAUUAUCAAAAUUUUGAAACAUUUUUUCAACCUACAAUUGAUUUUGAAUUUCGUGUUUUACUACAACCAAAUGCUCGUCUUCCUCUUUAUGAUGUUCGUGAUACUGGUCCUAUUGUUGUUCAAUGUUUCGAGCAUCCUGAUCAAUGGGGACAGGGAAAUAUUAUUCCAAUUGUAGCUCAACGAUUAACAAUGGAUGAAAUAUGUCAUAUAAUACGACAUGUUACAAGAAAUGAAAAAAUUCGAUAUACACCAUUGACUUAUGAUCAAUGUGUUGGACAAAGUAAAGAAACACUUGAUAAUAUGAGAUGGUAUAAUGAGUAUGGAGAUUUUGAAGAAAGACAUCCGGAAAAAACAAAAGAAGUUUAUAAUAAAAUGAAAACAUUAGAAGAAUGGAUACAAGAAACAGGCUGGUUAAUGAACGAAAAAAACAAAUAA